UUUACUUCCUAUCCCUUCUGUUGUUUUCGUAAAAUGAGGAUUUCAACCACGGUCGUCCUGCUCACAGCCGCACUUGCGGCAGUUGCAGCUGCUGAUGAUUCGUCUUCACAGAAGAGUGAUGGUACGAGCAUGUCCCGGGACGUUGUCGAGGCUGCAGCAACCACACGCCAAGAGACUACUACCACUAGCGACUCUAGUACGUCGUCGGCAGUUCAGACAUCGGCCUCGACUCCUUCAUCGACUCCAUCUUCAUCCUCGCCUGAAGAUCAGACAUCAUCAUCAUCAUCGUCGUCGUCGUCGUCAACAUCAUCAGCUGUUGAGGAUAAGGAUGAUAGUGAUACAGCGACUAGUACCACUAGCAACAGCAGCACCACUGGUGACAGCACUACUAGCGACAGCACUACUAGCAACAGCAGCACCACUGGUGACAGUACUACUAGCGACAGUACUACUAACGACAGCAGCACUAGUGACAGCAGCACUAGCGAUAUCAGCAGCAGCAGCAGCAGCAGCACCACGGAGACAUCUAGUGAUGAUGCCAGCGAGAAAACUAGCGCUACUGAAAGCACUGACGAGUCGACUACGGCUACCACUGAGGAUACUACCUCUGAGUCUACUAGCGACGACAACACCAUCGAGAAUACCGAAACAAUACUGAUGCUGGAGACAUCUGAUGAUGACAACGUCACCACCGACAGCGAUUCUACCUCCUCAACCACGUCCAAGAAGGCGCAGCAUACAGUUGUCGUUGUGGAAACCACGGUGGUCGAUGGCAAAACGCAACUGCACCCAGUGACAAAGAUUGUCGACGACGAAACACAUACCAUUGGCGAAGAGUACACUUCGACAAUUGUCCAGAAUGGCGAGACAAAGACAAUCACCGGCACAUAUAGCGAGCAUUCGACUAUUGACUCGUCAGGGAGCGCCAGGCUGUUGGUCGGCCAGCUGCUCAUGUGUGUGCCUGUUGCCGUAGCCGCAGCCAUGCUCUAA
Linderina pennispora is the source of this 990-nucleotide messenger RNA. RefSeq lists its product as uncharacterized. Lineage: Eukaryota; Fungi; Kickxellomycota; Kickxellomycetes; Kickxellales; Kickxellaceae. The transcript is spliced from 2 exons. The record is from RefSeq and is a predicted model, not a curated record. Bases 34 to 990 code for a protein of 318 amino acids.